CCAGCCUACGACGAUCCCAAUCAUAUUGUGAUGUUUGCCUACCCCAACGACUGCCGCAAGUACUACAUAUGCAUGAAUGGCCUGGCAUAUCUGAAUCAGUGUCCUGAUAACUAUUAUUGGAGCCAGCUGACCUAUCGCUGUGACUACAGGCAGUACUCCAGUUGUGGAACUACCGAUUUUCCAGAUAGUAGUCAGGCUGUUAGGUAUAGCGCAUAUCCGGGAGAUUGCACCCGCUACUAUGAGACGCGUACUCUACGCUGUCCCCACAACUAUCAUUGGAAUGAGCACUAUGAGCGCUGCGAUCUGCCACAAUUUGCGGGCUGUUCGGGAUACCCUGUAACCUUGCCACCAAGUAGCUCGCCUGCUCCUUUGGUGCCAACUGCUGCUACGGCGCCGCCUACAUCCCAGCCAAUAACGCAACCGGACUACAAUAAACCUUUCGACCCGGAAUAUCUCUGCAAAAAUUCUGUUAAUAUGCCAUAUCUGCCAUAUCCUGGAGAUUGCCAAAAGUUUAUCUACUGCGGCCCAACUCCAUCUGUGCUCACAUGUCCCACCGGCUUGUACUGGAAUCGCAAUACACAGUCUUGUGGCUCAACCAACCUGGGCUGUACGAUGUAG
Drosophila novamexicana is the source of this 618-nucleotide messenger RNA. RefSeq names its product peritrophin-1. Lineage: Eukaryota; Metazoa; Arthropoda; Insecta; Diptera; Drosophilidae. The transcript has a single exon. Gene Ontology annotation, molecular function: chitin binding. Gene Ontology annotation, cellular component: extracellular region. Bases 31 to 618 code for a protein of 195 amino acids. The record is from RefSeq and is a predicted model, not a curated record.